Messenger RNA from Xenopus laevis (African clawed frog), 1909 nucleotides. It is a transcript of the gene tsen54.L, whose product is annotated as tRNA splicing endonuclease subunit 54 L homeolog. Lineage: Eukaryota; Metazoa; Chordata; Amphibia; Anura; Pipidae. Gene Ontology annotation, biological process: tRNA-type intron splice site recognition and cleavage. The record is from RefSeq and is marked provisional. Gene Ontology annotation, cellular component: tRNA-intron endonuclease complex.
CGUGUCCCACGUGGGAUGGAUGGAAAUGCCCUGAGUGCGCACAUUUCCGCGCUGGGUUGAGCUUUUGAGUCCCGGUAGUUGGGGCUGUCAUUUCCCACGCUGUCCCCGCCUGGGAGAAAGCGACUAAUCGCUGCUUGCUGGCACUCCUCUUGGCUUGCUUUAGCUACGUGUCACCUGCCUGGGGUGUACGUUAUAUUCACAAUUGGCUCGGAUGCCGCGCACAGACAACUUUCACGAUGCUCAGUCCGAAGGAACUGCUUGCUGCGCGGAACCGUGAGAAGAGCCUCCCUCAGCUUUCUCAUGGCCAAAAGGACUUUAUAGCAGAUGGCUUGGAAAUUCAGAAGGAGAAGCUGCAGGUGUGCCUUGCUGAGCAGUGGGAGCUGCUAAAAGAGGAGCGUGUGGAGCGAUUGGGCAGUCUGGUGAAAAGUGUAUGGAGACCAAAGGAAGAUUUGGUGGAGCUGACAUCACCUGCAGGCAAGUUCUGGCAGACAAUGGGUUUUACAUACCAAGGGAAGCAAUGCCUUUUGCCCGAGGAAGCUGUCUACCUGUUGGAAUGUGGUGCUGUCCAGAUAUUUUACCGUGAUUCACCACUAUCAGUCCAGGAGGCUUAUGAGAGAUUGCUUGGCAACCAAAAGUUCCCUGUCUUGCACUAUCAGGUUUAUAGUCAUUUGAAGAGGCUGGGGUACAUCGUGACUCGGUUUGAUCCAAGUUCUGUUCAGUCUCCCUACCAUAGGCAACUAAAUCUGGAGAGCUUUAUUAGACCUCAGCGGAAGCGCAAGCGAAGCACCAGCCCGGGAUUAGAAAACCGAAUGAAGCCAGACACAGCGAGAGGAAUGAAGAAAGAGGAAAACCACAAUGGUGCAGUUCCAAGUGAUCAUUCCUCAGCAGAUAAGUCUGUUGUGUGUUCUUCAGAACUUGCUGUAAGUGAGCAGGAUACUGGGGGACUAACCAGUAGCCAGUUAAUGAGUGGAGAUCACCAUGAUACACAGCUACCACAUAAUGAUUCCCAAGCCAAUGACGGUUGGAAUUCUGAAGCUUCCAAUGUGUCAUUGAGCUCAGCAAAGCCUAAGCUGCAGAAGACUUUCCACUGGGACUUCUCUAAAAUUUGUCUUCCCAAUUGUGGCUCUGACCAUCCCUGUAUUCAGUUACCUGCACCAGAACCCUCAUUGCUUCCUGAAAAUUUAGCCGGUCGAGAGGUGGAUAUAUCGUGUUGGGUGAGCAAGCUGAACAGGCGGCUGGAAAAGUUAUCCAGGAGAGAGCGAGAGCAGAUUGAGUGGGAACGCAAGUACAAGAGCAGCGUCAACAACGACCCCAAGGUGCAAAAAUGUACCAACUGGAAGGAGUACAAGGAGCUCCUUCUGGAAAGAGGCCGUUCCCAAAAACAAAAGAGGCCUCCGCACCUUUGGGAAAGUACAGUUACUCCUCUACUAAAGCCAGGACCCAGCAACACUACAGCUUCUGUCCUUGAGCAGAUCAGUGUGAUGGAACAGUCAUUCCUAUUGGACGACUAUGAGAGCUGGCCACAGAGCUAUAAAAAGGCAGUGCCACAGAUUAUCUUCAAUGUUCAUCAGGCCGACGGAGCUUCAGAGUUCAAGAAAUCCAAACCAGGGAAGCCAUGUACACGGAUGUGUGUACGUAGUUUUGCUGAUCAGGUUCCCUCCCUUUGGACCGUGAAGAUGCUGGCCUACCAGAGCGGGGACAUCCCACUGAUAUUUGCCAUCGUAGACAAUGGAGAAGUUGCCUUUUACUCUUUCAAGGAAUUUGACCUCCCUGUGGAUGUGUACCCCUAAGGGUGGGGAACAGGGAGAUUCCAAUAAUAUCUUUAUUUAAACCUGCUUCCUGAAUUCUCUGGAGCAUUGCCUUUAAUAAGGGAUUUUAGAUGUUCUGCAGCCUUGGACAAUUAAAAAAA